AUGCCAGCACCAUUGCCGAAGAACCUGCAAGAGGCGACGCAGGAUGCGGUGGACAUGACGAGGCACCUCGUCGAGAGCCCCGGCUACUCGAGCUCGGCGGUUGAUUCGACGGUGACAAUCAUCUCGAUCGAGCGUACCGGUCUCGAGGAGAACGGCGAGCUUGUGAGCGAGGCGGCGGAUGUCGAUGAUUCGCAGGAAACGGUCAGGCUUACGAUGAAGACGGCUGGAAAGGCCACCGCACCAACGCCAGUGCGAAACGAUAUCCAUGCCCGCCUUGUGCUGCGCAUGCGCGUGCCCGAGAGGCUGAACAACAACCUGGGCAACAUGCACGGUGGAUGCGGAGCCACACUCGUCGACUGCGUGACCUCUAUGGCGAUAUACUACCAUACUUCGGGCGUGGCUGGCUCGCCAUGGUCGUUCCUGGGCGUCUCGCAAAACAUCAACGUCUUCUACCUCAAUGCCUGUCCGGUCAACUCGGUCAUUGAGAUGGAGGUCUACACCGCCUCGGUCGGCAAAACCAUCGCCUUGAUUGCAGCCGACUUUUGGCUCGUAGAGAGGGCGGAUGGCCAGGAAGACGACGGCGAAGGUCCCGUCCACGCCGGCAAGUGGAAGCGCAUCAAGAAGACCAUUAGCGGCACGCACACCAAGGUUGACAACUCUGCCCGUCUCAAGCUCUAA
Messenger RNA from Moesziomyces antarcticus, 678 nucleotides. RefSeq lists its product as uncharacterized. Lineage: Eukaryota; Fungi; Basidiomycota; Ustilaginomycetes; Ustilaginales; Ustilaginaceae. The record is from RefSeq and is a predicted model, not a curated record. Gene Ontology annotation, molecular function: fatty acyl-CoA hydrolase activity. The coding region runs from base 1 to 678 and encodes 225 amino acids. The transcript has 2 exons.